Molecule: messenger RNA, 1134 nt
Organism: Debaryomyces fabryi
Lineage: Eukaryota; Fungi; Ascomycota; Pichiomycetes; Serinales; Debaryomycetaceae
Gene: DCC1
Product: Dcc1p
Exons: 1
Coding region: 1-1134 (377 amino acids)
Biological process (GO): maintenance of mitotic sister chromatid cohesion; mitotic sister chromatid cohesion
Cellular component (GO): nucleus; chromatin; chromosome, centromeric region
Source: RefSeq, a predicted model, not a curated record
AUGGCAUCGAAAAACUCAUAUUCAGCAUACCAAGAGAUAAAGUCUCCCAAAGACCAUACGUACAAACUUCUUCAACUUUCACCGGAACUUUUAGAUUAUAUCAAGUCUAAUGAGCAUGGUGAAUUACUUUUAAAGUCACCAUCGACUCUGAAAAACCACAUAGUUUUAGUAACGAAUAAUAAAACUUGGAAGAUGAGACAAAUGAAUCAUUCUAAUAGCGUCCUUUUGCUAAACAAUAUGAAUAUAAAUAAAUUGAAUAAAACUAUAGAACAUAUUAUACCAAUUGAGGAACCUACAAACAAACUAUUGGGAAUUGCAAACCUUGCGUAUGAAUAUGAACUUUCCAAAAUCCCAGGUCAUAUAGAAAUAAGCAAUUUGCCUAUAUAUGACGGUAAAAUUGAAGCCACAUAUGAGUGUGAAGCCCUUCAUAACGUUGAAACCUUAAUGAACGACUCACCGAUCUCUAGGGAAGAAUUCUAUAAUGAAUGGUAUACAUUGUGUGGAUGUGAGGUUAAUGGAAAUGCAGUCAUACUUUCCAAAGAAUUUGUUACUGAGGGAUUGCAAUUAUUAAUUCCCGUAUUAAUUACGAAGGACAUAGACUACAAAAGCGAUGCCUUCAAUAUAAGCAUAGCAGAUAUUUCCCAAGAUUUGUACCUGCAGAACAAGCUAUACACUCAAGAAGUGACUAAUACAAUUCUCCAUAAGUUCUGUAUUAAGGAUCAUGCGUCAAAUAGAUUCAGGCUAAACAAUCUUGCAGUAUCUAAGUGGUUUGGAAUACAAACGCUAUUUAGUACGAACGCUCGUCUCAUUUCCCCAAAGGAUUUCUUAUUAAAAUGGAAGUCAUCCUUUCCUCCUUUCUACAAUGUUCCAAUCGAUCUAUCCCAAAUGAGAGGUUACUAUUGCCGUCCACUCAAUGAACAAAUUCAAUUCCUAAACCCAUCAACUUUAACACCCGGUGAUAUGAGUACUAGAGUCAAAGAGUUAUUUCAAAUAGUAAAAGAAUGGGAGUACGAAGAGUUUCUUCCUUUUAUCGAGGAAUUCAUUCCAAAAGGCAAAAAGCCUGAGUCAAUUGUACUAAAGUAUGCUAAGAAGAAGAGAGUUGGAAAGAAUAGAUUUAUAGUUUGUCCCAGAUAA